Molecule: messenger RNA, 806 nt
Organism: Thamnophis sirtalis
Lineage: Eukaryota; Metazoa; Chordata; Lepidosauria; Squamata; Natricidae
Source: RefSeq, a predicted model, not a curated record
AAGACGGCCGGGAGCAUCCGCAAGCUGGCUCGGGAGGAGGAGGAGGAUGCUGCGGCAGGUGAUCCACAGAGGGCUCCGGUCGUUCUGCCACCAACUGGGCUUGUUCGUCAGCCGGCACCCUGUCUUCUUCCUCACCGUGCCCGCAGUCUUGACCAUCAUCUUUGGCUUCAGCGUCGUCAACCGCUUCCAGCCUGAAAUGGACCUGGAGCUCCUAGUGGCCCCGAGUCACAGCUUGGCCAAGAUCGAGAGGAGCUUGGCCAACAGCCUUUUCCCCCUCGACCGCUCCAAAAGCCAUCUCUAUUCGGACUUGCACACCCCGGGAAGGUAUGGCCGGGUGAUCCUCCUCGCCAAGCCCGGGGGCAAUAUUUUGCACCAGGCUGAAGGGCUGCUGCAGAUCCACCGAACCGUGCUGGAAAUGAAGGUAGGCGGGUAUUUUUCAAAAACAUGGACUGCUGCAUGAGACCUAGAAGCAUUCUUGGGAAAAAAAUCAUACUGGAGAGUUGCUUUAUAUUAUGCACCAUGCCAAUUUCCCAUCUUAAAAUUAAACAUAUUUUUUUUUUAAAAAACCAGGCAGGGUUAAGAACCUUCUGAGCCCCAAGAACCAUUGGCACUUUGGAACAUCAUGUUGUAGAUUCUAGAAUCAAGAUAUCUUUAUCACUAGAUUCUUUAAAUUGAGUAAGCCUGAUGUUUCGGUGGUUCUGUUUCUACUUAAUGGCCUGAUUCCAGAAGUUAAUAUUAUGUUUUGUGCUGUGUUUUGAUCAGUUUUGGAUCUAUAUCCAAUAAGUAACAGAAUAACAGAGUUGGAA